UUUGGUCAAAUCUUGGCACAUCUGCAAUGCAGAUCUGCUUCAAAUCUGCAGAAUCCCUUUGCAGAAUCUGCAAAGUUACUGCAAAGAUUUUUCCAGAUUUAUGUUGCAGAAAAAUCACCUGGGUAGUAAGAUUUCUCUUAUAUUUGUCUAAGAUCUUAGAAAAAUCUUAGCAAACCUUAGAAUUUGCGGGUCUCACGAUCUUAGUAAGAUGCGUGUAAGUUUUUUACUAGGGAACUUAUUUUUAAAUAAUCACGAGAGUUAGUAUUACCGGGCACGGUCAAAUAACUCUGCUACCGGAGUGAAAUUUUGUGACGAAAUUUUGACAUUUUGCUGUGUCCAUAUCUUUUUAGCAAAAGCACGGGCGGUGUUGUGGAGCGUUUAGACUUAUAAAUUAAACGUUUCUCUACAAAAUGAGGUAUCUCGGAGCUCUAUACGUUUCUUUGUUUAUACAAUAAACGGUAAAUACUAAAUGCUACUUUUCCAAAGGGAACCUUGAGAAGGCAUUUUGUAUUUUCCUUUUAGUUGUUAAACAAGGAGAUGUAUGGAGCUCCAAGGCGCCUGAUUUUGUAGAAAAACGUUUGCUUUACAGUUCCAGACGUCCGACUCCGGUAGCAGAGUUAUUUGGCCGUGCCGUGGAUAUAGCAUCAGGCGUUCAUGGUAAAGCUGAAGAAUUGUUCUUAUGGCUUGUAUUCAUGAAUCGAUUUGACAUGGCCCUGUGUUUGUGUUCUCAAGUUCGGAGCCCAAUUGUUGCCUGUUUACUUGGUUCAAAAAUUUAUCGUACAGCUGCAAAACGUGCCGAUACAGAACUUGACAAAGAAAUAGAACAAGAUUAUUUUGAUAAAUCAAAAAUACCACCAAACGAAGAGAAAAUUACAUUGGCCCGUCGUGUUAAAUGGUUUUAUGAUGCACCGAUUGUACGCUUUUAUUAUCAUGUGAUAUUUUUUAUAUUAUUUUUGGGUUUAUUCAGUUUUGUUCUUUUGGUUGAUUAUUUUCCGUUGAAUAUAUAUGGUGAAACACGUUCGGGUAUACAAAAUUUACUAAUACCGAGCACGGAAAUUAUUUUACAUAUUUGUUUUUGGGGUUUAAUUAUAGAUGAAAUAUAUCAGUGGGUUAAACAUCAAAGAAAGGAGCAAGAUUACAGCGGAGAUGUGCGAAAUAUUUCAGAUAUUUUUGGAAUUAUUUUAUAUUUGAUUGGAUUUAUAACACGAUUCAUUGUUUUAGAAGCAGCUUUUAUUGUAUCAAAAAUUUCGAUGUGUAUGGCAUUAAUUUUUUGGUCGAUACGUUUAUUACAUUUAUUUGCUGCCUAUGAAUCACUUGGGCCAACAUUGGUUAUGAUCUUUAAAAUGACCCAACAAGCCAUGUUAAUUUUUAUUUGUUUUAUUUUAAUAUUUUUAUUUUCAUUUUCCAUAACAUCUAUGUCCCUGCUAACAACAACAUCCCAAGUAACCUGGAUGUAUACUGAUGAUGGACAAUUGUUUAACGCAACAGUGUCCGUUAAUGGAUCUGGAACAGAGACGUGGAACUGGCAAUUAUUACGAGAUGUUAUCACCUGGGGAAUCUGGAAAGUAUUUGGACAAAUUGAUGAACCAAUUAACAAUAGCGUUAGCACUAACGAUUCAUAUGGUGCAUUUGUUUUUAUAUUUGCCAUUUUAUUUGUUGUAAUUGCUAAUGUUCUGUUGUUGAAUGUGCUGAUUGCAAUGUUCAAGUUAGAAAAGAUGUACGAUACAAUUAUUCGCAAUAAUCAACCAACAGAACAGUUAGAACCGGAUUUUGUACGUGGCUUAAUGAAACUAUAUUACGAACAUCCGGAAGAUACUCCUCCUGCUGCAAUAAAUACACAACGAGCAGUGCCGCAUAGCAAUCAGCUGGUCAACGGCUUUGAAGAAGAGUUUGGACUUAAUGAACAGCUGUUGCCAGUGACGCGACGAUCCCGUCAAAGAUCUCUAACCCCACAUUUAUCAAGUUCAACCGAGAGAUUAUCCGCAUCAUCAACCGACAAUGUACCUAGACCGCGGUCACGUCAAGCACUGUUAACAGAGGAGAAUAAUAAUAGACCUCCAAAUGUAAGAGGUAUACCAAAAGUGUUACAACGGCAACGGGAAUGAGCGCCAUCGAAGUGAUAACUUGAAUAUUUUUUUUGUGAUAAUGAACCUUUUUUGUUAUUUUAAUGUGUUGUGUAAUACCUCAUUGCAUCAUUCAUCAAAGAAUGUUAUCUUAUCUUCGUCUUAGAGCUGCAAGUAUCGUUCACCUUCGAUCACUCCGUCCCUUGAUUGUCCGGCGGUGUUGUACUUCGAAACUAGAAGUUAGCGACAGUUUUAAAAAGUGCCAAAUACUUUCAAAAGGGUGAAGACAGUAGAAAGUCUCAGGCUAACGGCCGCCAGUAUAUUCAGCUACUGCUUUCUGUUUACACGAGGUCCGAAGCAAAUCAGGCACGUCACUUGUUUUCGUUCAUGUCUAGUCUGAGCAGUUCCAAGGUUUGUAUCAGCUAUUUCGCAAACAGCCGGAUCACCGACGGACUCUGGAUCCGACGUAUGAUUGUAACCACUCCAACUGCUGCCCGAUCGCUUUUUUCACGAAACCUAGUGGACAGUAGGUAAUCAAGUGUCCUGAAUCCGAAUGUCAUAGUGGUUUGGGCGUCUAGGCCUCCAAAGGGUUUUCUCGAACACCAGUUUUUCAGAAACUCUAAACACUGACUAGAACGUUUCUUAAUAAGACAUAAUUGUAGCCCGCACAUUUCUGAUUAAAAUGAGACAUCUCCAGCUCUACACAAUCUUUCUCUGCAAAGCUAUAGUCGACGGAGUAAAAGUGAUGACUCAUAGCAUUAUUUGCUAGCGUAGAUUGCAGCGAUCCGAACUAUCCAAAUAACACUUUAUAAGCCAAGAACAUGUGCACUUAUAUGAUUUUAGUGUCAAAAACGCCUGCGCCCUUUACAUUAUGCAAAGUUCAACUUUGCACGUUUUCCAAAAUACUGCAUAUACUGGAAUGUUUCUCGGUAAGUCAUUCUCACAAUUCCUUCCUCCCGAAACAAUUUUACUUAACAAGCAGUAUUUAAAAACAUUCUUGACAUGAGAUAUGUCAUUUAGGAGUCUGAACUUUACAUUAAGUAAGGUUCAACUUUGCACGUUUUCAAGAACAUUUCAACUGCAAACUAACAGAAUUAAAAUAAUAAAUAACUAUAAAGCUCACGAAGAUUUUCUCAAAUAGAUCCCAUAAUUCCUAUAAUUUCCAUACUAUUUAUAAUUCCUAGAAAACUAGGAUAACUUCAACCUACGUAUUGUGUAUUAUGUAUUACGAUAGUAUAUCCACUAGUGGAUCCGAUUACGAUUCGUAUUUGCUUGAUGACAUCUCCGAUAGCAGACAUUAUGAGUAAAUAAAGAAGUUGGAAAAUAUGACUUGAUUGAUGAAGGAAGAUUGUUGACGAAGGUAAGAAAAAUAGUUGGUCCGAGAAUAUUUCCUUCCUCAAGUGUGACUUGAACCGCAGAGGAAUAUGAUUCUUUAACUACUACUGUUUGUGUACGAUCAGAAAGGUAGGACUCAAUAAUUCCAGAAGAACGCCUGAAACAUCGACAGACGCAAGUUUUUGGAAUAGAGUGCGGAUUUUUUCAAAGCCUUUUAGAAGUCGAAUGAAUUAUCGAUGAGCAACAACAAUUAAAAUAAUUCUUUGUUAUCAAUAAGAUGCUCUGAUCAUAGCCAUUAUUCCUCAUUAUUGUUUUUAAUUGACCAUUUGCUUAAUGUGAGAAAAAACUGGAAUAUUAUUCAUAUUUGACGAUUUUUGGCCUGUGCUUUAGCCCAAAUUUUACCAUUUUUCUCAGACAAAUAACAAAAGUCUACUUUUAUAGGGAAAUACGAAGCCCAUCAGUGUAAAAUGCGAUCAAUGCUUUGUUUCUCAGUUUUACCAUUUUCAUAAUGGAAAAGAAAAUUUUACCAAAUUUUUAUCUCACACAUAUGCGAUUAGAUUUUUCGGAACUACCACCUAGAGAUCCGUCGGCAUCUGAAUGAUUUACUACUUGGAGAUCGACUUCAUCUGGAAUCCAGGUGACCUCAGCACAGUGGGCAUUCAGACGGAAAUUUGCUCAAAAAAUCGACAAGUGAGCUUUUUUGAAUUCGAACAGUAGUAAAUGUAUUCCUUGAAAAGCGCUAUCGAAUGGUAUAUAAUGAUCGACUAGUAAUGAACUCCUUCGAUGAGUAAGUUAACUUACGAACAUUCACAAAAAACACCGU
This is a messenger RNA of Didymodactylos carnosus, 4221 nucleotides long. Lineage: Eukaryota; Metazoa; Rotifera; Eurotatoria; Philodinida; Philodinidae. The record is from the annotation of a GenBank genome assembly.